Apaloderma vittatum (bar-tailed trogon) is the source of this 6221-nucleotide messenger RNA. It is a transcript of the gene FRYL, whose product is annotated as FRY-like. The transcript is spliced from 37 exons. NCBI's taxonomy places the organism in Eukaryota, Metazoa, Chordata, Aves, Trogoniformes, Trogonidae. The annotation marks the transcript as partial. Gene Ontology annotation, biological process: cell morphogenesis; neuron projection development. Gene Ontology annotation, cellular component: site of polarized growth; cell cortex. The record is from RefSeq and is a predicted model, not a curated record.
AUGAUACUGGUAUUUUUUCUAAACAGGCUGACAAUUCAUAUGGAUGAAGAACUUCGUGCCUUGGCUUUCAAUACUCUACAAGCGUUAAUGCUUGAUUUUCCAGAUUGGCGGGAGGAUGUUCUUUCAGGAUUUGUAUAUUUUAUUGUGCGAGAAGUGACUGAUGUCCACCCAACGCUUCUUGACAAUGCAGUCAAAAUGUUAGUGCAGCUCAUAAAUCAGUGGAAACAAGCAGCCCAAAUGCACAAUAAAAACCAAGAUUCUCAGCGUGGUGUAUCCAAUGGGGCCGCCCAUACCCUUCCUCUGGAGAGGACCCUUUAUUCCAGUGUGUUUCACGUGGUAGAAGGCUUCGCUUUGGUCAUUCUCUGCAGCACAAGGCCUGCCACCAGGAGAUUAGCUGUCAGCGUUCUCAGAGAAAUAAGGGCCUUGUUCACACUUCUAGAAAUUUCAAAGAGUGAUGAUGAGUUGGCUAUAGAUGUAAUGGACAGACUAAGUGCUACUAUCCUGGAGAGUUUCAUACAUCUUACUGGAGCUGACCAGACUACUUUACUGUACUGUCCCAGUUCAAUAGAUUUACAGUCUCUGGCUGACUGGAAUUCUUCCCCCAUCAGCCACCAGUUUGAUGUGGUCAGUCCGUCACAUAUAUGGAUAUUUGCACAUGUGACUCAAGGCCAAGAUCCAUGGAUUAUAAGCCUCUCAAGUUUUAUGAAACAGGAAAAUCUUCCAAAACACUGCCCAACAGCUGUAAGCUAUGCUUGGACAUUUGCUUAUACCAGACUCCAGCUGCUGUCUCCACAAGUGGAUAUAAACAGCCCUAUCAAUGCAAAGAAAGUGAAUACUACUACAAGCAGUGACUCCUAUAUUGGGCUCUGGAGAAACUAUCUGAUUCUUUGCUGCAGUGCAGCAUCUUCUUCCAACUCCUCCACCUCCACAGGCUCUGUGAGAUGUUCCCCUCCUGAGACGCUGGCGUCUACUCCUGACAGUGGUUAUAGCAUUGAUUCAAGAAUCAUUGGCAUUCCAUCCCCUUCCUCCCUGUUUAAGCACAUAGUUCCAAUGAUGCGCUCUGAGAGCAUGGAAAUUACAGAAUCCCUUGUUCUGGGACUUGGCAGGACCAACCCAGGAGCUUUUAGGGAACUAAUAGAAGAAUUACAUCCUAUAAUUAAGGAAGCACUUGAAAGAAGGCCAGAGAACAUGAAACGACGCAGGCGUCGAGAUAUUUUACGAGUACAACUAGUACGAAUAUUUGAACUGCUGGCAGAUGCUGGUGUCAUUAGUCACAGUGCAAGUGGUGGCCUUGAUAAUGAAACUCAUUCCCUCAACAACACUUUACUUGAGUAUGUUGAUUUAACAAGACAGCUUCUAGAAGCAGAAAAUGAAAAGGAUUCUGAUACAUUGAAAGAUAUCCGAUGCCAUUUUAGUGCCUUAGUGGCAAAUAUCAUUCAAAAUGUUCCAGUACACCAGAGAAGAAGUGUCUUUCCACAGCAGAGUCUACGCCACAGUCUGUUUAUGUUGUUCAGUCAUUGGGCAGGUCCUUUUAGUAUCAUGUUUACUCCCCUGGACAGAUACAGUGAUAGGAACAUGCGAAUAAACAGACACCAAUACUGUGCAUUAAAGGCCAUGUCUGCUGUACUGUGUUGUGGCCCUGUUGCAGAUAACGUCGGGCUCUCAUCUGACGGCUAUUUGUACAAAUGGCUGGAUAAUAUUUUGGAUUCACAAGAUCAAAAGGUUCACCAGCUAGGCUGCGAGGCAGUCAUGCUGCUCUUGGAACUCAACCCUGACCAGAGUAACCUCAUGUACUGGGCCGUAGACCGGUGUUACACAGGUUCCAAGCGGGUGGCAGCUGGCUGCUUUAAAGCUAUAGCCAGUGUGUUCCAAAACAGGGAUUACCAGUGUGAUACAGUGACCCUCCUGAAUCUGAUACUGUUUAAAGCAGCUGAUUCUACUAGGGCUAUCUAUGAAGUUGCUAUGCAACUAUUACAGAUCUUGGAACCAAAGAUGUUCCGUUACGCUCACAAACUGGAGGUUCAGAGGACGGAUGGGAUUUUGGGUCAGCCUUCUCCUUUACCACAUCUGUAUUCUGUGUCCUAUUAUCAACUGUCAGAAGAAUUAGCAAGGACUUAUCCUGAACUAACACUUGCUAUCUUCUCAGAAGUCAGUCAGAGAAUCCAAACAGCCCACCCCGCUGGGAGACAGGUGAUGCUGCAUUACCUGCUGCCAUGGAUGAACAAUAUUGAGUUGGUGGACUUGAAACCUUUGCCAACCAUUCGUCGGCAAGACGAAGAUGAAGAAGAUUCUUUGAAAGACAGAGAAAUAAUGGUGAACAGUAGACGAUGGCUACGAGGAGAAGGCUGGGGGUCACCUCAGGCUACAGCUAUGGUUCUGAACAACCUGAUGUAUAUGACUGCAAAGUAUGGUGAUGAAGUGGCUUUGUUAGAGAUAGAAAAUGUCUGGACUACUUUGGCAGACAGCUGGCCAAAGAAUCUGAAAAUAAUUUUGCACUUCUUGAUCAGUAUCUGUGGAGUGAACAGUGAACCCAGCCUUUUGCCUUAUGUAAAGAAAGUUAUUGUUUAUUUGGGUAGAGAUAAAACAAUGCAACUCCUAGAAGAGCUGGUGAGUGAACUUCAGCUUACAGAUCCUGUCAGUUCAGGAGUCACCCAUAUGGAUAAUCCACCAUAUUACCGCAUUACUUCCAGUUACAAAAUCCCCUCAGUCACUUCAGGUACCACUUCUAGUAGCAAUACAAUGGUAGCUCCCACAGAUGGCAACCCUGAGAGUAAACAUAUAAAAGACAAUAUUGAAGAGAAUUAUGCACACCUAGACAUCUACAGUGGGUUGAACAGUAACUUAAACCGCCAGCACCACAGACUAGAGUCUCGCUACAGCAGCAGCUCUGGAGGUUCUUAUGAAGAGGAAAAAAGUGAUUCAAUGCCUCUGUAUUCAAACUGGCGGUUGAAAGUGAUGGAGCACAAUCAAGGAGAGCCUCUACCUUUUCCACCCAGUGGAGGUUGCUGGUCACCGUUGGUUGAUUACUUGCCUGAAACUUCUCCUCCGGGCAUGUCUCUUCAUAGAUGCAACAUAGCAGUGAUCCUUCUGACUGACUUGAUAGUUGACCACAGUGUAAAGGUGGAAUGGGGAGGAUAUUUGCAUCUUUUGCUUCAUGCAAUUUUUAUAGGCUUUGACCACUGUCACCCUGAAGUGUAUGAGCAUUGUAAACGACUGCUUUUGCAUCUACUGAUAGCGAUGGGAUCUGGCAGUAACACCCAGUCUGUUGCUUCUGUCCUACUCAGAAACAGAGAGUUCAAUGAGGCCAGGGUGCUCACUGUCAAGCAAACUACCCAUUUAGAUUAUACUUUCACAGGUGUUCAUGAUUUUAUACCUGAUUACCAGCCCUCCCCAAUGACAGACUCAGGGCUUAGUUCAAGUUCUACCUCUUCUAGCAUCAGUUUAGGAAAUACAAGCGCUGGCAUUUCUCAUCUGCACACCACAAUCCUCAAUGAGGUUGACAUUUCUGUAGAACAGGACGAAAAAGUGAAAACUCUAAUAGAAUUUAUUACCUCAAGGAAAAGAGGCCCACUUUGGAAUCAUGAAGAUGUUUCAGCCAGGAACCCUAAUAUAAAGAGUGCUGAACAAUUAACUGUGUUUUUAAAGCAUGUGGUAUCUAUAUUUAAACAAUCUAGCUCAGGAGGAUUUCAGUUGGAACGCCGUCUCAGUGAAGUUGCUUUGCAAACUGCGCUUUCAUGUUCCUCUCGACAUUAUGCUGGGAGGUCCUUUCAGAUCUUCAGGGCUCUGAAGCAGCCUCUUACUGCAUCUACACUUUCCGAUGUUCUCUCCAGACUUGUAGAAACUGUUGGAGAUGCAGGAGAAGAAGCUCAGGGUUUUGUCAUAGAACUUCUUCUGACCUUAGAAUCUGCAAUUGAUACAUUGGCUGAAACCAUGAAGCAUUAUGAUUUGCUUUCUGCCCUUUCUCAAACCUCAUACCAUGAUUCUGUAAUGGGAAACAAGUAUGCAGCUAACAGGAAAAGCACUGGACAGAUAAAUCUAAGCACAAGCCCCAUUAGUAGCGGCAGUUGUUUGGGAUACUACAGCAAUACAAGGAGUAAUUCUUUGAGACUGAAUUUCAUCAGCGAGCGGAGAGGCGACCGUCGGCGGAGCAACACACUGGAUAUAAUGGAUGGAAGGAUAAAUCAUGGUGGAAGUUUGGCCAGGACUCGAAGCCUUUCCUCCCUGCGAGAGGGAGGGAUGUAUGAUGUGCAGCCCACUACUGACCCUGUCAACUUGAUGGCCACCAUUUUUUGGAUUGCAGCUUCGUUGCUAGAGUCAGAUUAUGAGUAUGAAUACCUUUUGGCUCUCAAGCUGCUCAACAAGCUUCUUAUUCACUUGCCUCUGGAUAAAUCGGAGAGCCGGGAAAAGAUAGAAAAGGUGCAGAAUAAACUGAAAUGGAAUAAUUUUCCAGGCCUUCAGCAGCUUUUCCUAAAAGGCUUUACUUCAGCAUCCACGCAAGAAAUGACAGUUCAUCUCCUCAGUAAACUCAUCACAAUUUCCAGGCAUGCUUUGGUGGAUCCUUCUCAGUUAGCAGGAUUUCCCCUAAACAUCUUGUGCCUGCUUCCUCAUCUGAUCCAACAUUUUGAUAAUCCAACUCAGUUUUGUAAAGAAACAGCUGACAGGAUAGCAAAGGUUUGUGCAGAGGAGAAAUCACCAACUCUGGCCAAUCUGGCUCAUAUGAUGAGUUUGUACAGUACACACAGUUAUUCCAGAGACUGUUCUAACUGGAUUAACGUAGUGUGUAGAUACUUGCAUGACUCUUUCUCAGAUGCCACAUUUAACCUCGUAACUUAUCUUGCAGAGCUGUUAGAGAAAGGGUUAUCCAGUAUGCAACAGUCCUUGCUGCAGAUCAUUUACAGUCUUCUGAGUCAUAUUGACCUAUCCACAGCACCAGUGAAGCAGUUCAAUUUGGAAAUCAUAAAAGUUAUUGGUAAAUAUGUUCAGAGUCCGUACUGGAAGGAAGCCCUUAAUAUUUUGAAACUGGUGGUGUCUCGGUCAGCAAGCCUUGUUGUACCUAAUGAUAUUCCCAAGUCGUACGGAGGUGACAUAGGUUCUCCUGAAAUCUCUUUCACGAAAAUUUUUAAUAAUGUCUCCAAGGAGCUACCUGGGAAGACCUUAGAUUUUCAUUUUGAUAUAUCAGAGACACCAAUUAUUGGGAAUAAGUAUGGUGAUCAACACAGCGCAGCUGGUAGAAAUGGGAAGCCAAAAGUCAUUGCUGUCACCCGGAGCACUUCUUCAACUUCAUCAGGCUCCAAUUCAAAUGCAUUGGUUCCUGUCAGCUGGAAGAGACCACAGCUGUCUCAGAGAAGAACUAGGGAGAAGUUAAUGAACGUACUUUCUCUGUGUGGUCCAGAAUCUGGUCUUCCCAAGAAUCCUUCAGUUGUGUUUUCUUCUAGUGAAGACUUGGAAGUUGGAGAUCAGCAAACUAGUCUUAUUUCAGCAACAGAAGAAGUGAUUCAAGAGGAGGAAGUGGCUGUAGAAGACAACACUAGUGAACAACAGUUUGGAGUUUUUAAAGACUUUGACUUUUUAGAUGUUGAAUUGGAGGAUGCAGAGGGUGAAAGCAUGGACAACUUCAACUGGGGCGUUCGUAGGCGCUCCCUUGACAGCAUUGACAAAGGAGACACACCAUCUCUUCAAGAAUGUCAGUACUCUGGUAGCACACCCAGCUUGAACUUGACCAACCAGGAAGACACUGAUGAGUCUUCAGAAGAAGAAGCAGCCCUGACUGCAAGUCAGAUACUAUCUCGUUCGCAGAUGUUAAACAGUGAUUCUGCAAUAGAUGAAACAAUAUCGGAUCAUGCUGGUUUAUCACUUCAGUCUCAAGAUUCCACUAGCAGUGUGGGAACAGAAGAGGUGCUUCAAAUCAGAACUGAGACCCCAAGUUUGGAGGCUUCUCUAGAUAACUCUAGCAACCAGCUGCCUGAGGAAGGCAGUUCAGCAGUGAGGGAUGAACAAGUUAGCACUGCUAGUGAAGACAAUGGGUCGUAUCUUCUACAAGAGCAACAAGACUGCCUGGUCUGUCAUGAGUCUCUUGAGUUGGAAGAGACCCCAGAACUGGCAGAGGCAGCAGCUCCUGAGAGCUAUUCUGAAUCGAUCUGUGAAGAGGAUGUCACUCUUGCUUUGAAGGAGUUGGAUGAGAGAUGUGAAGAAGAAGAAGCUGACUUCUCUGGUUUGUCUAG